AUUUUGUUAAACUAGAGUGUGUUACACUUCAUACUGCUCCGCAGUGAGGUUCAAGGAAUACACUUGUAUAUUACUAUGGUUUACGAACGAAACCCCAAUAAUAAUGUUCCACAAGUGGCACCGAAGCCUGCAAUGCGGAGUGCGCUGGGAAUUCGUCAAUCUCGGUCGCACUCUCUGCCGACUUGCGACAAAAACUUGCUCAAUGUCAAACUGCAAGUUCGGAGAGGCAGCGCAGUGCAGCAAUCUAUAGCUGAAGAGACCAACCAAAGGAGCACCUGCGACUCGCUGGUACCAAUUUCGAUACUAGACGAGGAUAUUUCGAGUACGACCAACCCCCCUGUUUCGUUGUUCUCGCGUGAGCGCACAGUGGUCAGCGACAAAUACCCCUCACAAAGAAGACCAAGUCAACGUACAGAAAACACUACGAAGCCGUACAAUCAAACAGAUUUGCCAAUAAAAGCCGUCGCUCCCUCCGAAUUACGUCACAAACCCGCGGUUAUGACGCAAGACACCUCAAUUGUAAGGUACCACGCGAGUCGGCGACACCAGGGCAAGAGGAAAUCGUCGCAAGAUUAUCAGUCGAGCAAGGCGAAACUCACCCAACUGCUCAAGACCACUCAACUUGAACAACUUUCGAAACUACAGAACAAACAUCAGCAGGAAUGUGAAUUGCUGGAUGAUAUUAGAAAUUUUGGGAAACAGAGAUCUCAGUUAGACAAAGAUUAUGGACAGGCGCUGCAGAAAUUAGUUGUACAGUACCAAAAGAGGGAAUCCACACCAUCAGUUGAAACAGAAGAUACAGAAAAAAAUCAAGUAGGAGAGCACAAGCCAGUUAUCUCUGCCCUACAAACUGUCCAAGUUGUGUGGAAAUCUGUGCUUGAAGCCACGGAUAAAGCAGGCCAAGCACGUAUUGCUGCUUCAGAAUAUUAUAAGAACAAUAUUUACGAAGCUGCAAAAAAUUGCAAGGCUCAAAAGGAUGUGCAUCUUAAAAAGUGCCAGGACCUUUUAAACAACUUGCAAAAUGAAAUUACUGAAACGGUAAAGGAGCUGACGAAAGCAAAGAAGAAAUAUUACGAUCUAGAACAAGUUUCACAAAAUGCUAGCGAUAAAUAUCAAGAAGUUAAUGACAGGUUAAGAAAGAAUCAAACAAGUUUGUUCAAGUCGAAAGCUGGAUUAGAAAAAGCGUUUCAAAAGCUGCAGCAAAAAUGUGACGAAAGUAGCAAAAGCUCAACCGUAGCAAGAAAUGAAUACUUGUUAAUGCUGGCUGCUGCUAACUGCCAUCAGAAGAGAUAUUAUGAGACAGACAUGCCUGAAGCUAUGCGGAUACUGGAUGGCAAUUUAUUCGCAAAAUUUCAAGAUUAUCUUGGCUUGCUGUGUAAGUUUGAGCUGCAAGCUUGUACAGCGUCACAAGAAGCACACACGCACGCACUACAUGAUGCCGGCAAGAUUUCACGUGAAUACAACAUCCGAUGUUUCUUGCAUGAAAACCCUGUGUUUGAAUGGGGUCCCCGUUACGAGUUUGAGCCAUGUGGCAAUGAUGAAGUUGGCCCCAAACUGACCCCAGAACAACCUGGGGAAGACAACUCCCUGAACAGGGAAGCUAGAAAAUGGACAACAAGGGUUGUACGCGACGAGAGAAAUUUACAAAGACUCAACAAAAUCAAACAAGGAUUAGAAAGCUUAUCACAAAAAUAUGCAGAGAGUCCUGAGUUAAACAUUGAAUCAGUAGCGCAGGAGACCGAAGUAAGGCUGGAGAAAUGUAGAGAGGAUUUACGUCGCACUGAAACCAACCAUAUUGGUGGGGAAGCGAGGUUACAACUUCUACGUGACGUCAAUGUGAAUGUUGACACCUGGCUUGAAAGUGCAAGGGCUCAGGCUGCUAAAGAAAUGGAGCAAUCUGUGACCACACCUGGUUUUUCAACGAAACGUCGCUCGCUGCACAACCGUACCUUACCCGACGAUCAUCACACAAAUGGUGCUCACACGUCAGUGGGUGGGGACGAGAGUUUCUUUGACGAGGAUUUUGUGGAUGACGAGACAUUUGAUGAAGAUGAUCACGUAAUGAUGGUGGGGGAGAAGGAUGACCUCUCUCUCCCAUCCAGUGAUCACAGCAGGAACUACCCUGUGACAUGCACUGUGACUUAUCCUUACCAGGCAACGAGAACAGAUGAACUAACGAUCACUGUUGGUGAUCGAAUCGAGGUCGUAGAGGAUGGAGAUCUAGACCAGUGGGUGAAAGCCAGAGAUGCUACCGGAAGAAUGGGGUACAUACCCGAGAAUUAUCUAGAAUUCCCUGCUAACCCAGCCACCCCCCACCAUCACUAUGCACUGCCCCCUGGUGAUUAUAACGACACCCUUGGAUCUUCAUCUUCUGGAUCAAUAACCUCCGGGACUUCAUCUCUUACCACCAACUCCUCCGGAAACGACAGGGAGGUGAGCCGCAUCACUUCGGGAGGAGCCACUCAUCCUCCACCAUCCGGAAUUUGUCUCGCGAAAGCAAUCUAUGAAUACGAGGCUUGCUCCGAGGAGGAAUUAUCCUUCCCUGAGGGAGCAAUUAUCAGCAUCAUAUCCAAGGAUGACAAUGGGAUCGACGAUGGAUGGUGGAAAGGAGAACUUAACGGGAAAAUCGGCGUUUUCCCGGGAUUAGUCGUCGAAGACAUGGGUUCAUGUAAUUCGAACGUGAAAGAACCUGCUUCUCCAGAAGAUUCCCCUACAAGUGAAAUCCCCCCUAGUUUUCGGCCACCUACCCCAAGUUCUUCACCCAGCCAUUCUGGUAAAAAUUUCCGGAGCAGCUCCCCAGAUUCGGGGGUAAAUACGCAUCGCCAUUCACCCCUACCCCACGCUUCACUAGAGGUGCCAGAUAUAAUACAUGAACGAACAAAUUCAGCUCCAGCAUCUCCUAUCUACACAAGUUUAAAACCUAAACCGAAUCGUUCUGCGCCAGCUCCACCAAAGCGCCCAGUUUCAUUUAUACGAACAAAUAAUAGAUAAAUACAAAAAAAGAUUGUUGGUUGUGAAAACCGUAGGCUCUUUAUAUUCUAUGAGAGGCAAUUGUCAGCAUUGACCCGUAAACAAAAGUUACAACUUCGUGUUGAACCUGGUGCUUGAAUGAGAGAGAUUUGCACAAAUGUAUGGAAUGUACAAGAUCAUGUUAUGACUCAGGAAUAGAGGAUGCAGUUAUCAAACACAAGUCAAAUAUUGGUGGAUGAAGUCACUUAAACACUGCAGUCACUUUUGUAAGAAAUCAGCUUUUUAAAAGAAAUCGUCUUUUUUAAACUGUUUAUCCGCAGUGUGCGUUUUGUUUGUAUUGUCCUUUACUUCUAAUCAAGUUCAUUUUAUUUCAGCAGGUCUGGAGUAAUUUGCAAGCAUUUGUUGUCAAUUUACUUGUCUUUAUUUGUCACAUGAUGUAAUUUAUUGUCAUUUCUUAUUCCAUUGCCGCGGUUGUGUACAAAUUAUGAAAUAAACUUGAAAUCGUAACAGCA
This is a messenger RNA of Ciona intestinalis (vase tunicate), 3482 nucleotides long. Lineage: Eukaryota; Metazoa; Chordata; Ascidiacea; Phlebobranchia; Cionidae. The record is from RefSeq and is a predicted model, not a curated record.